This is a messenger RNA of Punica granatum (pomegranate), 1646 nucleotides long. Lineage: Eukaryota; Viridiplantae; Streptophyta; Magnoliopsida; Myrtales; Lythraceae. The record is from RefSeq and is a predicted model, not a curated record.
GAACUUCACAGAAUCACAGCCCUAGUUGGAGAAGAACGACUCAGCUCUCCACUGAUCUUCAGCCCCAAUUUCUCCUUGUCUCGUGCAUCUUGCUCGUUCGUCCUCGAUUGCAGUCCUCCUCAAUCCUCCGUUCUUCCCCUCCAUUCGUUCUCUCUUCUGAUUGCAGCUCAGCUCGUCCCCGAUUGCAGCUCUUCUACUCUGGUUCAGUCGCUGAGGCGCAAGGCUCGUCUAUUGAGGGUGAAGCCUGAGCUGGAUAAAGCAGUUGUUGUUAGGAAGGACUGGAAGACAUCAUAUGAUAUGAUUCUCUACCUUGCCCUCUCCGGUCAUCGGCCCUCUCUCGGCUGUUGGGCUUCUCCUCAUCCGGUAGCCGGCCCUCUACCGGGGCCACCCGGAGGGCAUCCUUUCCCGGAGCGUGAACAGAUUGUCUCCGUAGCAGCAUCUUCCUAUGUUCCUGUCAAGCUCCAAAUCUUCCUCAAAUCACGGGACAUUCAGCUCAGUUCGCUCACCUUCAGUCGGACAACACUAACCCCUAUCUGACAAAAAUCGAUCUUGAGAUCGCAGGAAUCGAAUUCGCCGUUUUGGGGUUAAUCAUACUAGAGAUCUUUUAGUGGCGUUUGCUUGAAGUUUUAUAGCGAAAACAAUAAGAAUGGAGGAUGGCGAGGAUGAAGCGAAGAAGGCACAGGUGAUCGAUGCUCGUGCGAGGAACAUCAGUCACAAUGUCCGCUGCACUGAGUGUGGAAGCCAGUCGAUUGAAGAUUCACAGGCUGAUAUUGCUAUUCUCCUCAGGAAGUUGAUCCGCGAUGAGAUUUGUGCUGGAAAAAGUGACAAAGACAUUUACAAGAAGCUUGAGGAUGAUUUUGGGGAGACCGUUCUUUAUACCCCUAAGUUCGAUUAUCAGACUGCAGCUUUGUGGCUAUCUUCGCUGCUGGUUGCUGGAGGUGCUGUGGGGGUAUGGGCUUUCCAAAGGCACAGGCAGAAGACGAAUGUCCACGUAAUGGCGCUGAACCUUGUUAGAGGUGUUCCAUUGACAAGGAAUGAGAGAGCAACCAUGCUUGAUCUUCUCACUCCGCCUCCCUCGCAUCAAGGAACUCAAGGAAGUCCCUUCUCCUGGUGGAAGAAGUGGCGAGGCAAAUGAUCGUUUUGUGGAACAUUCCAGUGACAAUACCCUAAGGGCGGAGAAAAUUAUGGCUUUAUUCGUUCAUGAGAUCAAGUAGCUCGCGGAUAUGCCCAUGCUUUAGGUGCAGUAUAAAUCUAUUAUAUGUAUGUGACUUUGCCUCAGUUUUAGUCUAUAUAGUUAACAUAGGGGAGUCGUGUUAAUUUUGAGCACCGGGUAUGUUCUGAAUUUCUUUCUCCUCAGUCAUGAUGAUUGAGCAAUUAUCUCUUAUCAUUGGGCUGGAGAUAGUUGCCGUCUCUUCCCUCUAAAAAAAGUUAUAGAAUGACAAUUUAGAGAAAAUGAGGUUACUUUCCAGUAUUAGUUUUUAGUGAUUUUCAAUGAUGAAAGCAACCAAUAAACAGAAGAGCGAGCUGUUGCCUUUGUAAAUGGGAAACGAUCCAAACAGAUGUGGACAAAGGAUCAUUUGCAGGAAAUUGCUGAAGCAUUGGAUUGUUAAGCUGUUAAGAACAUUAAGGGAAAAUAUUAUUUCUUC